AGAAUUUCAAAUCCGAUCAAAGCCCUCCAAAUCCAAACAAAUAUAAAUAGUCACUUUCGAUUCUCUCCCCCGCUUUCUCUCAAAUUCGCCAGUUCGGAAAUAAUUUUUCCGUCAAUUACUUCUAGGGUUUCCUCAAAAUUUCCCCCCAAAAUGUCGGCUUCUACAGUUUCCAUCACAGCCAACCCCUCCACCACCGCUCGCCGCCGGCACGUCGAGAGAAAGCCUUUCGACUCAGUUGACUUCGCCACCGAACCCAACAAUUUCACCGCCGCUGUUACUACCACCGUGUCACCCGCUGCUGACCAUGCGAAAUUAACCGUCGGCGAUGCAGCCCGAGAUGCAGUUGCUCUGGGUAGGAAAUCUUUGCCUAAUAACGGACCUACUCCUCGGCGGGCCACGGCUACCGCUCGGAAACCUAGUUCAAAGCCGGCGAAGCCGUGGUGGUUGACUGUAAUUACUAUUUUCGCGAAGAAUUUGGUGCUUUUGGUGGUUUUGCUGGGGUUGGCUCAUAUUGUUAGACAAUUGGCGCUUAAGAAUGGGGGGCUAACCGGGGAGGGUGUUAAUUUAGUUCCUGGAGAUUAUAAGGGGAAUAUGGAGAAAGUGGAGGAGUUUAUUAAGUCUACGGCGAAGACGAUGAAGAUGAUGCAGGUGCAAGUGGACGUUCUUGAUCGGAAGAUUGGGGAUGAGAUCGGGAGUGUUAAAGGUGAAAUUUUUGAGAAAAUUGAUGCGAAGAGUGGGGAAAUUGAAGCAAAAUUGAAAGAACUUGGUAGUAGGACUGUUGACUUGGAAAGUUUUGUCGGUCAAUUGGGAGGAAAGAUGGAGAAUUGGUUAUCAAAAGAGGAAUUCAAUAAGUUUUUGGAGGAGUUUAAGAAGGGAAAAGGUGGGGAUUCAGUGAGUCUUGAUGAGGUUAGAGUUUUCGCGAGGGGGAUCGUGGAGCGGGAGAUAGAGAAGCAUGCAGCUGAUGGAUUAGGGAGAGUGGACUAUGCCUUGGCAUCUGCUGGAGGCAUGGUGUUGAAGCAUUCAGAGCCCUAUACGCCGGGGGGUUUGAUAAGUGGGCCUAGUUGGAUCCCGCUGACCAAUCGGCACAAGGUUUACAGUGAUGCUGAGAAGAUGUUGCGUCCAAGUUUUGGCGAACCUGGUCAGUGUUUCCCCCUUAAAGGUAGCAGUGGGUUUGUGCAAAUCAAACUGAGGACGGCAAUCAUUCCUGAGGCUGUAACGCUGGAACAUGCUGCUGAGAGCGUUGCUUAUGAUAGGUCCAGUGCUCCCCAAAACUGCAGGGUCUCCGGGUGGCUGCAAGGAGAUUCAAGUGAUCUUGUGGCUGAUGCUGAGAAGAUGCUGCUUCUGACAGAGUUCGUGUACGACCUAGAGAAGAACAAUGUUCAAACUUUUGAUGUUGUGGACUCUGCACGUGCUAAUGCCAUUAACAUGAUUAAGUUUGAAUUUUCAUCCAACCACGGUAGCCCUUCUCAUACAUGCAUAUAUCGCUUAAGGGUACAUGGUCAGGAACCCAACUCUGUUUCAACGUUCGCCAUGCAAUCUUGAUCAGCCUUCAGUGUGCUACCACUUCCCCAACUGUUCUUCAAUUUUUGUUACUUUUCUGUUAAGUUUUAGUUUUUGGGUCUUUUAGGGUAUUUUUAAUGGGAAGAUUGAACUUUUAACAGAUUAGAUGUAGUUUUUGAUGGAAUUUGAUUUUCUAUCCGCUGGGCUCUGUAUCUAGUUCAUAAGUUAUUCAAACGUGGAUGUGUAAAUGUGCUUCCUAAUCUUUUUCCUCUUGCAGAAAAGAUGUCUAAUGGUAUUUGAUAUAUUUAUCUAUCGAGUAAAUUUUAUAUA
This is a messenger RNA of Coffea eugenioides, 1830 nucleotides long. RefSeq names its product SUN domain-containing protein 2-like. The record is from RefSeq and is a predicted model, not a curated record. The transcript is spliced from 2 exons. Gene Ontology annotation, biological process: nuclear envelope organization. Gene Ontology annotation, molecular function: protein-membrane adaptor activity. Lineage: Eukaryota; Viridiplantae; Streptophyta; Magnoliopsida; Gentianales; Rubiaceae. The coding region runs from base 151 to 1542 and encodes 463 amino acids. Gene Ontology annotation, cellular component: nuclear envelope.